Messenger RNA from Anopheles bellator, 1314 nucleotides. It is a transcript of the gene Gr43a, whose product is annotated as gustatory receptor for sugar taste 43a. The record is from RefSeq and is a predicted model, not a curated record. Gene Ontology annotation, biological process: sensory perception of taste. Gene Ontology annotation, cellular component: axon; neuronal cell body; membrane. NCBI's taxonomy places the organism in Eukaryota, Metazoa, Arthropoda, Insecta, Diptera, Culicidae. The transcript is spliced from 13 exons. The coding region runs from base 1 to 1314 and encodes 437 amino acids.
AUGGAAAUAUCGGAACCAACGAAAAUUGUGUUCUACGUCAGCCGAAUGUUUGGUCUAGCUCCGUACGUCAUCAAGCGUACCUCGAAGGGUCAAAUAGUGGAUUACAAACGCAACGUGCUGCUGAUGGUGUACAGUUUGUCCCUAGUGUUUUGUUUGGCCGGCCUCACGUACAAAGGGAUAUUUUUCGAUGUGACAUCCAAAAAGCCCAUACGAAUGAAAACUGCCACCUCGAAAGUGGUCACCAUUUUGGACGUAUCGGUCGUGGUGUCGGCGUGCAUCUGCGGUACGCUCAGUGGCAUCUGGGGCCUACAAUUCGUGCGAGAGUUGAACCAAAGACUAACGGAGGCGGAUGAAAUGCUGGCUCACUACACGAGUGGGCUCGUUCGCUCCAGGCAAAAACAUAAGGGCAUUCUUAUGCUCGGGUUGGUUAGUUUCAUCAUAACAGGAGCUCUGUCACUAGAUAUUUGGGUGUGGUACAGAAUCGCCGACAAGAUAAAAAAUGAGUACAGCGAUUCCAGUGCCAAUGUGCUGGGAUAUUUUCCCUUCUACUGUCUGUAUUACAUAUUGAUGAUGUUCCACGUACUGUUUGCCCAAGCAGCCCUUGGCAUCGGCAGUCGCUAUCGCGACUUAAAUCUGGCUCUCUACGAAAUGUUUCCUCAGUUCAACAAAGUGCCACAUAUAGAUAUUUCUCCCAUCGCCACAAUGAAUCUGGACGCAACGAAAAGUGUCCCUGUGGACAUCACCUUCCGCAGGGGUGUUGCCAAUGUUGUCCACGGUAAUUGUCGCCGCAACUGUUCACCAAGAAGAAUCAUCGCCGAUCUAGCGGAAAUACACGCUUCACUUUCCUACGCCAUUGUGCUCGUCUCAAAAACUUUUGGGAUUGCACUGCUAGCGGUACUCGGUUCCUGUCUAUUGCAUUUAGUAGCCACUUCGUACUUUUUGAUGGUAGAGCUUGUUGGAGACAAGGACGCCGUAUUUGCAUGGAUUCAGGCUCUGUGGCUGUUUAUCCACAUCUUCCGAUUUCUUCUUACGAUCGAACCAUGCCACAUAACUAAUGUUGAGUCCAACAGAACUAUAACCAUAAUCAGCAGCUUAAGACGCUCUUGUAAAGAUCCUGAUGUGGCCGAAAGUAUAAAUAUGUUUUGGCAACAGCUAGUUGGCAGCAACUUCUCGUUUACCGCCUGUGGUCUUUGCACAAUCGAUCGCCGUAUCAUCACCUCUUACUGUGGAGCGAUUGCUACUUAUUUGGUCAUUCUGAUACAGUUUAAAGAAGCUGAUGAUCAUUCGACAGUACCCGGAAAAGUAUCAAACUAA